AUGGCUUUGGGAGGAAGGUUAUGGAACCUUCUGCUAUGUCCUUUGUUCUACUAUGUGGUUUUGUUUGGCUACGUCAUGUUUGCCAAAUCUUUCGUCAAACAACCACGUCAAGACUUGUCAAGACCAAUGACUUCGCCGAUGACAACCAUGAUGACCAUCCACCAUCGCAGACAAGGCACGAGGGCCCAGCAAAGCCACCGACGAUUCGACAUGAGCGCGCACCCUCCUCGCCCAUUGACAAAUGGCCACAAGUGCCCACCCUCCACUUCCGGGCGUCGACGAGGGCUCACAACCACACGACGGGCCAGUAACUCGACGAAGGGCGAAGAGCACCCAUCCACGACUUUGUGUCCACGAGGGCUCACGACCACACGACUGGACAGCAACUCAACGAAGGGUGAAGUGCGCCCACCCACAACUUCACGAGUGCCCACCACGACCUUUGACGAAGGUCGACGAGCGCCCAUCCACGACUCCGUGAGCGCCCACCACGACCAUCGACCGCCCACUCCGCCACCACGUCACCGUGCGACGCGAUGCAAGGACGACGACGCGGACGACAAACGAUGGACGGACAAUGGCGAAGAUACGCCGAGGACGACCAGCGUCCACACACCACCACCAUCGACGAAGCACGACGGGCGCCCACUCACCAGUUCAAAAGACAACAUAGACACCUAA
Molecule: messenger RNA, 681 nt
Organism: Laccaria bicolor S238N-H82
Lineage: Eukaryota; Fungi; Basidiomycota; Agaricomycetes; Agaricales; Hydnangiaceae
Exons: 7
Coding region: 1-681 (226 amino acids)
Source: RefSeq, a predicted model, not a curated record